CACUGGGACUUUCCGGAUACGUCACUCGGGGCUUCCGAGUUAUUAAGCUAGUGUUACCUCUGUGUUCAUGUCCCCAGACGCUAUAAACGCCCCUUCGUCGCUCGGAGCACAUCCCAAACGAGACCAUGAAAACGCCAAAGGCCCCCAGCAGCGCCGAAAGGUUUCAAUAUUGAGACGUCGUCGUCUGGAGCGACGGUAAGAGCGAGAGGCGGAAUGUCAACAACGCGGCCCCUCCUCGGAAUGAGACGAGUCACCGAGCUAACGUGCCCGGAGCAGCCGACCAGCAGGCUCCCUGCGCCCGCCGGGAGGCAGCAGCCGGAGGCCCCCACCGUGGACGAGUUUACAGUGCUAGAGGAUAAAGAAGACGAACUGAAAUGUGCCAAGCCUCGAGUAGAGCAGGUUUUUAAAGUAACGUUCACUAUUAUCGGUCUGUUGGACCACACGGGACAGCCGCACGGUAGCAAAACAUUACGGCAGAUAUGGCUGCAGCUCAGAGGAAACAGAGAAGACGUGUCAAAUGCAAAGGAAUAUGUUCGAGGAUUGUGUGACCCCGAACUGCAGAAAGAAGAGAGGUACCCAGUGGACAUGCACUGUAUUUUUGCUGGUGCCCGGGGCCUCUUCCUGGACAGGCUCAUACGGGACACAAGUGCUGAAGUUGUGGUGCGUGAGCCAGGCCGUCUUCGGUUGUUGGGCCGGGCGGAACCCGUAGUGAUGGCCCAGAGCAGAGUUCAGCAAUUUGUAGCACUAUUCCAGGAGAAGCGAAGUCUGCCUAGCGACAGAGAGCCCGCAGUGAAACGAGCGUUCAAGUCCUUUGUGGAAGAAAGGGAUGAUAAGUACACUAUGGAGCUUCUUCUGCUACCCAGUGCCCUAAAGGAGGAGUUACUGGGACUGGCUCAUAGCCCCACUACCACCAACACAUCCUCCCUGGUUCAGCUUAACCAGACGCUGUAUUCCAGCAUGGCAGAGGUCGAUCAGGACCGCUCACAGAGUAGCACCCCUGUGACGGAGCUCUCCAACCGCAUCCUUGACACCAGCUUUGAAGAGAGAGGGGCCGGAGCAGCAUCUGUCAUUGGAGGUAGUAAAGCAGGAGGAGUGAUGGGCUUAUGUCCUGAGGCGGUCCUGCUCAACGGCACUCGGCCCUCACACAAGCGGCGCUCAUCUGAGAGCGAGACUCGGGACACAAAGAGACAGUAUUCUCUGGAGCGGAGGGAGGAGUCGCCGGAGAGAGCGAGAGAGCGGGAGCGACAGAGGGACAGAGAGGGCAGGGGGAGCAGUAGCAGCUGUCGAUCCAAAACCCCCUCUGCUUCAUCAUCCCUCUCCUCUUCAUCUAAAGCAAACACGGUUGGCGGUCCGAUCAUGUUGGACGCCAGUGAAGGAGUCUCAGAUGACAGUGAGGCAGUCAGUCCAGAAACCAACCUCCGCUGCUUGGUCAACUUCUUCAGAACCAUGGGUUAUCAGCAGGAAGUGGUGGAGCGUGUCGUCAAGGAGACGGGACAGACAGAAGACACCUUCCUCGUUCUGGAGAAAAUUGUUGCGGAAACCAAGCUUCAUGAAGAGGGAAAAGUAGGGGGAAAAGAAAGACAGUCGAACUCUGUACGCUCCUCAGACACUCCCUCCUCAUCGUCGUCGUCCUCUUCUACGGUCUCUCGUUUCAGAGAGAAGGAGCGUGAGCUGAGUCGAGUAUUAGUAGACCCGGGCAGGUCCAAAGAGAACAUUAAGCCCAACCAGCAUGGUGGCAGCAGUAACGGUCUGGGCCAUCGAAGGCAGUGCAGUGGCAGCGAGACCAGCACUCAGCAGGCCAUCACUAUCAAGAGGAGCUCUAGUGCUCAGGGAGGAGCAGGAAACUACGAGGUUAUUACCAUUGACGAUGACGAUGAUGUCAUCCCCAUGAAUACCAAAACAGCAGAUAGUAGGACGUCCCGGAUAAUGACAGUGGCCCACCUGGACACCCAGUCAGGAUCCAGAACAGACUACUUGGCGCGGGGAGCAGGUGGCGUCUCACAGAGGGACUACCUGUCGAGGGGUGGGACUCAGACUUUAGGAGGAUCCGUCAAAGUUGAGAGUGUGACAGCGUUGCGCAGCACGCCUCAGUGGCUAACUGCCACAACCUCCUCCUUAGCAUCAACACCCAGUUCAGCUCAGCCCAUCACCCGGCCCUCUGCCUCUCCCUAUCAGACCAUCAGCCACAUAGGGUUUCAUGGGGUCGGAGCCAGGACUCCUCCUGCAAACGACCCCCCGGUGCCCCCGGUAACUGGCUUGGCUCGUUUCCAUCAGUCACUGAGGACUCCGUACACUCUGAAGCUGCCAAAUGAGCCGGGACGUCAGGAGCUCAGACAUAUCAUCAUUGAUGGCAGCAAUGUGGCUAUGGCGCAUGGCCUUCAUCGGUUCUUCUCAUGUCGAGGAAUAGCACUGGCUGUGGAGACGUUUUGGAGGCGGGGCCACAGAGAGAUCACUGUAUUUGUCCCUCAGUGGCGUCAGAAGAGAGACCGACUCACAACAGAGCAACAUUUUCUAAACCAGCUAGAAGACCUGAGAUUGCUCUCCUUCACUCCCUCCAGGGAGGUCUGUGGCCAGAGGAUAUCCUCACAUGACGACAGGUUCCUGCUCCACCUAGCAGAAAAAACUGACGGGAUCAUCGUAACCAAUGACAACCUCAGGGACUUUGUCGACACAUCAGACACCUGGCGCAAGAUCAUUCAAGAGAGGUUGCUUCAGUUUACUUUUGUGGAGGACCACUUCAUGAUCCCUGAUGACCCUCUGGGGAAAUACGGACCUCAUAUCGACAUCUUCCUGCGUAAAGACCACAGGAGGGCUCCAGUCACUCCUCCCCCUCUGAGACCCCCAGACUUGCGGCCAUCCUCCCAGCAGCAGCAGCCAGUUUACGUCCAGGCCCUGCACUCUGCUCCUCGGACCCCAGCCUCCACGCCAUGGCCCCUCCUCCCCACUGCACAGUGGCCCCACUCUGGUCCCCCCGAAUGGCACCCGCCCCGCCGUUCCCCUUCCCCCUCACCCUCACCACCUCCCCAGCGGUCACCGGGGGAGACGUCAGAGUUGAAACGGAAGCUGUACGACAUAUUCCCGGACCAGAAGCAACGGAUCGACCGCAUCCUCAGCGACAACCCGUACAUGAGAGACCUGAACGCCCUGUCGGGGCUGCUGCUCGGAUAAAUAACUGGCUCCACAAUGAGAAUCAGCAGACACACACACAGUACAUACACACACAUGCAAGAAUAUAAAUAUGUGUCAGCAAAAAAAAUAAUUUAUUUUACCACUUAUUCCAGCCUGGCGGACAUGGAAAGUUUGUUUUAAAUAGUAUUUCACAUAAAAACUGAUCAUCAAAGUAGCUGCUACUGGCAAAAAGUAUUAUAUUUUUUCUCUCCUCCCUCCUUUGCUCUCAAAUGGUGAACAACACUGCUAUCUACAGAGGCAAAAUGUCAGGCAGCAAAGUCUUAUUUUUUUCAGAUGGUAAUAAAUCAUUGCAGAUCAUUGACAAUGGUCCAGAAGUUCCUUGAAUGUGGGACCAGCACUGGGAGAAAAUGUUUUGGACCAACAGCCCACGUGACAGUGGCUCCAGCUCAGCAUGUGAUGGGCUUCUUCUGCAAAACCUUGUUUACCAUCAGACUCGAACACCUCUCUGAAUAUUCAAGCUCUGAGCUUUUUCUGGAUAAAAUCUGGGACAUCGACAUUGUUUGCAUGUUUUUAUUUUUUCAGUAUAUUCGUUAUACACUCGGGCUUUACCAGGUUAUUGCACCCUUCUAUCAGUCAGCAGUUUCAGCAGUUGGGAAUCAUUCAACAUCAACAGGGACGACUGAGUUUUAAAUUACCACAGAUGUUUCUCAUUUCAUUGUCGGUGUACUUUCCGGGAGCAUGAAAAGAUCACUAGUUUUACCAUAAUAAAAUCACUACUAGUGACUGGCAAUGUUGGAUAGAAAUCCCAAAAGCCACAUUUGGAUAGUACAUACAACUUUAAUUUCAGUUUUACAGCUAACCAUAUUAAAGAUAAGCAUUUAGUCAAGUGUAAGGCUAAUAUUUUGAGGCUGUGUAGAUGGGCAGUUACGAUUACGAUCAUUUUUUCAGAUUUACACACACACACACACACACACACACACACACACACACACACACACACACACACACACACAGAGACACAGAGGCUGGGUUAAUCUCACUUUCACUCACCAUUUUCUCUAAGUAAAGCAGCACUGCCCAUCUCUAUGCCUUUAAAAUAUUGCCUGGUUGAAUCUAGAUGAUGCAUUUGUACACUACAAAUUAUUCCUAAAAUUUUACAACCAUAUCAACUAACUGAAAAGUGUUUUUCAAAACUACGGUUCUCUUUCAGCCAGGAAUCUUGAUAAUGCAUUGCAUUAGAAUUUCAUUGUUUUGGCAAAAAUUGUCUCUCUAUUCAGAAGGAAAUACACCCGCACACAAUAACAACUGCCCCCAUGUUCUCUGUCUUUAGAGAGAUGUUCCUGGUAGCUCUGUGUUGCUUCUCACACCUGCUGUUUAGAAGUGAUCUCUGAGAAGCUGUGGAAGAACUUGAAUUUGCUGCUCUGAUAUUAAGAGUUUGAAAUUAGUUUGAAUCCCGGCAUCACUUGUUCCAGUUAGAUACACCGUUAAACAGUGUUUUCAUGAGGAUGCAGUCUGUAGAUCUACAUCAGCAUUUUCAUCUGAGAUGCGUUGUUAGUUUUUCGCCCCGGUCUUUGGGCGAUAACGUAUGUCAGUCCAUCUGGUUUUGGAUGGAAACACUACAAGAGUUUGGAUUUAUCCUUUUGUUGAUUUAAGUUAAAUAACACACUUAUAUUUGAAAUCACACACGCCAUACCAUUUUGCUAACCAGAAAAAAAAAAAAACUUGCGAGGACGACUUGAUUUACUUCAGUUACAUUUGUAAUUAGUGUUUAAUAGAUACAUUUUAUGCACUGAAGGUAAGUAAUGGUGUAGUGCGUGAAAUAAGGUUUCAUUGAUGAAUCCUCAGAAAGCUUAUAGUUUGUUUUUUUUUACCCUCAUACACCCAGAGAAUCUGGGCUUUGUAAUAUACAAACACUUUAUUUCCUUGUAAUAAUAUAAAGAAAGAAUAUCUGCACAAAAACUUUACAAGGUGUCAAAAAAAGAUGUUUUGUUCGUACUUGCAAUGUUGUUGUAAGGAUUACUGAAGGAUUUUUCCCCUCUUGUAUUAUAAUUAUUUUGUGUAUAUCGAUUUUGUUUUUUUGUAUAUACAGGCAUUUUUGGCUACAGUGCACAUAUGGUUUUAUGUAUGUGGAAAAAACAAAAUAAAUACGGCAGUCCCCAUGAAGCUUUUU
Molecule: messenger RNA, 5299 nt
Organism: Micropterus salmoides (largemouth bass)
Lineage: Eukaryota; Metazoa; Chordata; Actinopteri; Centrarchiformes; Centrarchidae
Gene: n4bp1
Product: nedd4 binding protein 1
Exons: 12
Coding region: 214-3168 (984 amino acids)
Biological process (GO): negative regulation of protein ubiquitination; negative regulation of proteasomal ubiquitin-dependent protein catabolic process
Cellular component (GO): PML body; nucleus
Molecular function (GO): RNA binding
Source: RefSeq, a predicted model, not a curated record